CUUUUAUAUCUCUUUUGUGUCAUGAUUUGCUUGUUCUAGUUAGAUGAUUAGGUUACCCUUUUAGGAUCUUAAUAAAUACCAAGAAAAAUUGCAUAGACAGUUAGUAGAUGAAAACUUUAGGACUCAUAAUCUGAUAAAAAUGUUGCGUGGAUAAUUAGUUAACAAAUCAAUCAAGUUAAGGUACCAAAAAAGCUUUUAAUUUGAAUUAGUGUAAUCAAGUCUUCGACAUUACAUCUCUGGUUGCAUAAGAAGUAAGAUAUACUCCUACACCUCACCGACCUUUGAUAAUCUAGAGGCAACUCCUAGUUCAGUUGAACUUCAUAGUUGGAUCUAUUCCAAUUGAAUUUUCUAAUGUAGCGCAAGGUAAGGGUUUGGGAGAACCAAGCCAUUUGAGAACUAUUGGUCCACCCUUGGCAUUACCUCUAAACCUAUCGUUUCCCGACACUCCUAUUCUGGAGGGUCGCGACAGAAAGAUGUAGUCCCGGAAGAUUGGCACACUCAAUAUCCUCACGUCUUUGAAUUAGAUGGCAAAGGAUUUGAAACAUAGUUUGAAUAUUCUAACUACACUUGCUCUAUGUUGACAAGGAAAAUGAAGCGCUGAAAUUGAGAAUAUAAAGGAAAAUUUGAAGAUAUCAAAGAUUCAUUCUAGUUGUGUUCACAUUUGACCAUCCUUUUAGAUUACACGACAGUUAAGCUAUUGCAAAUUCAUGAAGACUCGUCCAAUAAAGGUACAAAAGCUGAUUUUUACAUAUUUAUUUUUAAAAUAAAUCAUUACCUAUUAAUAUAAAAUCUAUAUCCUGAUGAGAGAUCCAUAGAGAAGGGCGCAUGCACUCGACAUGCCUUUUAACAUGCUGAUAUAAGGUAGAAAGCUUUUGCGAAAAUAAUUACAUGUAUAUGUAUUUUUAUUUUUGCUCAGGAAAGCGAGACAGUGCACCGGCCAGGUGCAUGACAUUUUAGCAUGAUCUAAGCUCUGAAACUUCGGAAAUCGGAAGCACAAAGCUUCCCGGAAAAGCCAAACACGAGCCAAGAACGAUAUGUCCAUUGCCCGGAAACUCACACCAAACACCAGAUCCUCGUCCUUGUCUCUCGACAAAUUCAUCAAAUCCCGGAAACACCUCUCCAAGCCCACCCCGAAACUCUGGCCUCACGACGUCCAGCGACGGAUUUUAAUCACAGACGACGAAAAAGUUGACGUAUUGACGUUAGCCCAUCCGAUCUUGCGCAGAUUGGAGUCGAGUAAUAGCAUCAGAGAGUUCAACCAAGUCCAUGCUCAGCUAGUUGUCACCUGUCUCUCCCAACACUCUCUUGCCACGAGCCAAGCCGUGAAAAAGCUCUGUUCUUUACGUGAAGUUGCUCAUGCGGUUAUGUUCUUCAAGUGUACCCAAGAGCCGGAUGCUUUCCUGUGCAAUACUAUUAUAAGAACCUAUGUCAACAUGGGUGAUGCGUGUGGUGCUAUGAGAUUUUAUUAUGAAGAGAUGGUGGGGAAUGAUAUUGCGCCAAAUCACUAUACGUUCCCCAUUGUUGUGAAAGGGUUUGUGGUCAUUGGGUCAUUGGCUGAAGGAGAGAAGGUUCAUGGCAGGGUGUUAAAACUCGGGUUUGAGUUAGAUUUGUUCGUGAGGAAUGCGUUGAUUCACAUGUAUUCGGUUUCAAAAGCCAGGAGUGCACGCUUGGUGUUUGAUGCAGGGACUGUGUUGGAUUUGGUUAGCUGGAAUUCCAUGAUUUAUGGUCAUGUGAAGAAUGGGGAAAUCGAUGUUGCUCGCGAACUUUUCGAUGAAAUGACUGAAAGGGACGUCUUCAGCUGGAACUCAAUGAUUGCGGGUUAUGUUGCGCAAGGGGACAUGGGCAAGGCACGAUGGUUGUUUAAUAGAAUGCCGGUUAGGGACAUUGUGUCAUGGAAUUGUAUGAUUGAUGGGUGUGCAAGGAUGGGAAACGUGUCAGAGGCUCGCGGCUUUUUUGAUUCGAUGCCUUUCCGGAAUGUGGUUUCAUGGAAUACCUUGUUGGCUCUUUAUGUACGUGUUAAAGGUUAUACGGAGUGUUUAAGUUUGUUUGAUAGUAUGCUGCAAGAGGAAGAGAUUGAACCCAAUGGGGCUACUUUUAUGAGUGUUUUGACUGCUUGUGCCAAUACAGGGGACCUCACUACAGGCCACUUAGUUUAUUCUUACAUGAAGAACAACAGCGUUGAAGCUAACGUUCUGCUUUCAACUGCACUAUUAACAAUGUAUGUGAAAUGUGGCGCUAUGGAUUUAGCCAAAGUGUUUGAUCAGAUGCCUGAUAGAAAUGUUGUCUCGUGGAAUGCUAUGAUCAGGGGGUAUGGGUUACAUGGGCAUGGCAAGAAAGCCCUGGAAAUGUUCUUGGAGAUGCAGAAGAGAGGCCCAAUGCCAAAUGACGCUACCUUCGUCAGCAUAUUAUCUGCAUGCACACAUUCCGGAAUGGUUUUGGAAGGUUGGUGGUGUUUCAACAUGAUGUCUCGGGUUUACAGUAUCCAACCUAAGGUGGAGCACUAUGGUUGCAUGGUCGAUCUUCUUGCUCGGGCUGGGCUGGUGAAGGAUUCUGGAGAGUUGAUUAAAGAUGUACCUACAGAGGCAGGAUCUUCACUGUGGGGUGCUCUGCUUUCUGCCUGUAGGACCCAUUCUCACAUCAAACUAGGAGAGAUGGUGGCCAAGCGUUUGAUGGAGUUGGAACCAACAGAUGUUGGGCCCUAUGUGCUACUGUCAAACAUGUAUGCAGCCGAUGGUAAUUGGGAUGCUGUCGAGAAUGUCAGGAUGAUGAUGAAGGCAAAGGGAUUGCAAAAGGAGGUUGGGUCCAGCCUCAUUCAACUUGGAGGCAUCAAAUCUACAGAGUCUGCAAAAGAUGGCGUACCCCAUCAGAGAAGUAUGAUUUACUCGAUGUUGAGUGAGAUUGGUUCACAGAUGAAAGUGUCUUGUAGAGACUCCAGAGCAACAGAGGAUCAAGAGUAGAGAGAGAGACUAAACCAUAUUGCUGGAUUUUGUCAAAGAUCCAUGUUCUAUAUGUUACGUAGGAUUAAAGGUGAAGACAUUCUGCAAAGAAUAUGUCUUGCUUCUAUAUGUAGGCCUGCACAGCAAAUCUCCCAGUUAAAAGGAAAUUGCAGUAUGCGAAUUCAUGAGUACUCCCAUCUUGGAGUUGUUGAGAACUACUGCUGGAGCACUACUUCGGAUGGUACUGUGCAAACUAUUAAAGAGGUUGAGUUAAUCCUCCAAGCAUCAGUCGAUGAAUUUAGAAGUUCAGAACAGAAGUUGGACGAUACUCUACAUCAAGCAAUCAUCUCUUAAAAAAGUAAGAGGCUCAUUGAUUAUUUUGCCUGGAAAAUGUUUUAGCUGUCGACAUAGAUCAUUUGUGAAUCGUAAUUGUAUAUCUGAUUAUUUAUUAAGAAAUAUUGUCAAUGCUUCGUCAUA
Messenger RNA from Eucalyptus grandis, 3413 nucleotides. RefSeq names its product pentatricopeptide repeat-containing protein At4g18840. Gene Ontology annotation, molecular function: protein binding; RNA binding. The record is from RefSeq and is a predicted model, not a curated record. Lineage: Eukaryota; Viridiplantae; Streptophyta; Magnoliopsida; Myrtales; Myrtaceae. Gene Ontology annotation, biological process: RNA modification.